Rotaria sp. Silwood2 is the source of this 1665-nucleotide messenger RNA. The record is from the annotation of a GenBank genome assembly. Lineage: Eukaryota; Metazoa; Rotifera; Eurotatoria; Philodinida; Philodinidae.
AUGGUGUCUCAGGUUGAAGAAUUGAAAUCUAAAGCAAAUGCUGCUUUUUCAGCUGGGAAAAAUGAUGAUGCAAUCAAUUUGUAUACUCAAGCUAUAGAACUCGAUGAAAAAAACCAUAUACUCUAUAGUAAUCGUUCAGCUGCUUAUGCUAAAGCAAAUAAAUAUGAAGAUGCAUUAAAAGAUGCUGAACAAUGUAUUACACUAAAGACUGAUUUUGUCAAAGGAUAUUCGCGAAAAGGUGCUGCAUUAUCAUUUCUAAAACGAUAUGAUGAAGCAAUAAAUGUUUAUGAAGAAGGUCUUAAAAUAGAUUCGAAUAAUCAGCAAUUACUUACUGAUCUAGAAACAGCACGAAAAGAUGCAGCUAAAUCAUCAGCUAAUGGACUUAGUUUCUUCUCCGAUCCACAAUUUAUGAAUCAACUUUUGACAAACCCAAAAGCACGAGAACUUUUAAAAGAUCCUGAAACAGCCAUGCUUAUGAAAAUGAUGCAAGAACAACCAAAUAAUACAUCAAUUCUGACUAAUCCAAAAUUAUUAAAAUUAAUUGGAACUGUACUUGGAAUAGACAUUGGUACUGGAAAUGAUAAUGAUACAACAAUGGAAAAUGAUACAAAUCCAACAACUACAAAAAAAGAAACAAAUACUUCAACAUCGUCAAAACCAUCAAAGACUACAAAUACAAAUAAAAAUUUAACAUCAGAACAAAAUCAAGCCGAAGAAGAAAAAGAGAAGGGUAAUGAAGCAUACAAGAAAAAAGAUUUUGAAAUAGCAUUGAAUCAUUACAAUAAAGCAACUGAAAUCGAUCCAAAAAAUAUGACCUAUUAUACAAAUAGAGCUGCUGUUUAUUUUGAACAAAAACAAUGGGAUGAUUGUAUAAAAGAAUGUGAAAAAGCUAUAGAUAUUGGACGUGAAAAUAAAGCUGAUUAUAAAUUAAUUGCCAAAGCUUAUGCUCGUAUGGGAAAUGUGAAAGCACAAGAAAAAAAUUAUGAAGAUGCUAUCAAAUAUUUUAAUCAUUCACUCUCUGAACACCGAAAUCCAGAUAUAUUAAAGAGAAAACAAGAAAUUGAAAAAAUAUUUAAAGAACAAGAAACAUUAGCUUAUGUUGACCCUGAAGUAGCUGAACAAGAAAAAACAAAAGGAAAUGAAUUUUUUCAAAAAGCUGAUUAUCCAAAUGCACUUAAACAUUAUACUGAAGCUAUUAAACGAAAUCCAUCUGAUGCAAAACUUUAUUCGAAUCGAGCAGCUUGUUAUACAAAAUUAAUGGAAUUUCGAUUAGCACUAAAAGAUAGUGACGAAGGAAUUAAAAUUGAUCCAGCAUUUAUUAAAUGUUAUCUUCGUAAGGGUCAUGCCUUAGUGGCAAUGAAAGAUUUAGGUCAAGCAAUGGCUGCAUUUGGCAAAGCUCUUGAAAUCGAUCCAAAUUGUCAAGAAGCUAUUGAAGGCUAUCGACAAUGUUCAGUAAGAUCGAGUGAUGAUCCUGAAGAAGUUCGUAAACGUGCAGCUGCUGAUCCUGAAAUUCAACAAAUUCUCAGUGAUCCUGGUAUGCGUUUAAUUCUUGAACAAAUGCAAAAUGAACCACAAGCAUUACGUGAUCAUUUACGAAAUCCUGCAAUUGCACAAAAAAUUCAAAAAUUAAUCGACUCUGGUAUUAUUGGUAUUCGUCACGGUUAA